Molecule: messenger RNA, 875 nt
Organism: Trematosphaeria pertusa
Lineage: Eukaryota; Fungi; Ascomycota; Dothideomycetes; Pleosporales; Trematosphaeriaceae
Exons: 2
Coding region: 144-650 (168 amino acids)
Cellular component (GO): nucleus
Molecular function (GO): protein phosphatase 1 binding; protein serine/threonine phosphatase inhibitor activity
Source: RefSeq, a predicted model, not a curated record
CCCACACAUCAAACGCCUGAGUUCGGCCGUGCGCCUUCUUCGGUUCGAUUUGACUCUCGGCUCCGCUGAUCGACUUCCUACGCGGAGGCAAUCGACUUCUUAAACCACGCCUUCCCGCGCACUCUCAUACCCUCUCUUUCAGCAUGUCGAAUCCAACCACCAUGGCUACCCAGACUGCGAACCCCUCGCCCGGCAGCAGUGUCCUUGAGAUCCGUCCCCAGCCUGUCCUGAGGCUGUCAGCACCGUCAGGAACCCUCCGUCUGCGGGCUGAGCCUGCGGAACGGCGUCACAUUCAAUGGGCAGAGGACGUCGUCGACAAUGAGGGCAUGGGGAAGAAGUCCUCCAAAGUCUGCUGCAUUUACCACAAGCAGCGCCCCAUAGACGAGUCCUCCGAUGAAUCAUCCUCCGACUCUUCAGACUCGGAUUCCGACAGCGAGCUCGACAAUAGCAGGGCACGUCCUGUUGGCGGGCGGAGACUUGGCCAACCGCAUGGCCGACGUCCCCACGACCACGAUCAUGAUCACGAGCACAAACAUGACCACGACCACGACCAUGACGAGGGUCCGUCGGACAAGCCUGAGAAGCGGGCACGACCGCGGCGAAAGCCCAGCCCGAACGCGUACGAGCGGAUGCCGAAGCAGCGGAAAUAGGCCGCUUCCACGAAUUAACGACUUCACGAGUGGCGGAGAUGGUAGGGCAUUUAUCUUUUGAGCUUCACAUAGCAGGCAAGGAGUCCGGCGUUUAUCCUAUUGUCAGAAAAUAUGGCGCGCUUGUGCGUUAACUGCAUAGCGAUAUGGACUAGGAGAUCCAAAGACUGUAUUUGGUGUUAGACGAUAGAUGCAUCACGCAGGCAUGUUCGAUACGCGCGGGAUGAG